Molecule: messenger RNA, 3045 nt
Organism: Brugia pahangi
Lineage: Eukaryota; Metazoa; Nematoda; Chromadorea; Rhabditida; Onchocercidae
Source: the annotation of a GenBank genome assembly
AUGAAAUAUGUGUUUAACAUUGCGUAUAAGAUCUGCAAAAUUAUUUCUCGUUUUACGGGUCGCAAUGUGGACCUAAACAAGAUUGAUAUUUCGAGAGCACGAACAGUUAUUCCCAAUCUUUUUUAUCAAUCCUUUGCAAAUAACCUGGCAAUGUAUUCCGGUUUACCGGAGCGUGGAUAUUAUGAUUUUAAUGAGAAGAAAUAUGUGUUCAUUCAUCCAUCGUCAGCUUUGAAAUACAUUGACACAACUCCGGAAUUUAUUGUUUAUGAGUAUUCGAUAUGUACCUCAAAUGAUUUCGUAUUUAAUGUGUGCGCUGUGGAUCCCUCUUGGUUACAUGAAAUUGAUCAUUAUGUGUUGGAAGAGGUAAGAAAGAAUAAAUUAGUACCGUAUAACAUUAGAUGUGGAAUUACUACGAAGAAUUGGAUUAUAUCGCAUAAAGAUAUGCUUGAGCAAGAGGUGGGAGUGGAAUGUGUUGAAAAGAAGAGAUUUAAUGAUCCAUAUCUCAGACUUCAGAUUUAUACUCCAGUUAAAGAUCUCCCAAAAUUAAAGGCAUUUAUUGAUCGAAUUAUAGAAGAAAAAAUGGAUUUAUUGUGUAGGAAAACGAAAGAAGUGCGAAUAAUGCAUGCAAAUUACAUGUUGCAUAUGUCUGGUAGUGGUACACCUCUGGAAAUUUUAAUGCCCGGUGAAUUCUGCAGUAUGUAUGUUGGAAGAGAUGAUAUUAACUGGGCAGUUGAUGUUGCGUAUCGAACGAAAGUGGAAGAAUAUUUCAGCAAGUUUGGAAAAAUCACAGAAUUCAGAAACCAUUGCGAUUUCAAUAUUGAACCUUAUUUUGGACGAAAUUAUCUGAACAAAGAAGGCACCUACCAUCCAUCUGCUUACCGAUUACUGAUUAAGUGGUGGCGUAGACCCAGUAAUGGUUAUGGUGAAGUAAAGUUAAAAUCUCAUGAUUUCCAACUAAGAACCUACGCUUUCAACGUGCUUUCAAAACAUUUGGGUCGUUUUCAGCCUUCAUUGCUAUCAGAAAAUGUGGUGGAACAAGACCCGAAUUUAAGCGUCGACGACUUAUGCAGGAUACAGCUGCGCUCUCUUCCACUAGAUAUUGACGAUAAAAGAUUGCUUCAUAUUUUGAGACCAAUACUGAAUGAGUAUGAUAUAGAGUUCGAUGAAAUAUAUGUGGUACGAAAGAAGAAAUAUCCUGUUGAAAGCGAGAAAGAUUUAGAGGAGCUUUCUCAACGAAUCUCUAAUCAUAUUAUAAGAGUUGCAAAGAAUGCAGUAGGUAGUAAUGGUCAUCCAUUCGAAGUUAAGAUACGCACACCAAAACAUAGUGGUGAAAUUGAAUUUAUGGCAUUUGUUCUCUUCAAUGAUAUGAAUAUUGGGAUACAUGUGGGUAAUGCAUUGAAAGAAGCAGCGGAAAAUGGCAUAGUUUUAGAAAUGGGAUCAGGAAACUAUAUGCACGAAGCUUAUGUGCAACAAAUGUUUCAUUACCAAAUGAAAGUCCCAAUAAUUCUCUUCAAAGCCAUUUUUGAUGAUUUGAAAGAUAUUUAUAAUGCAAUCGAUCAUGAACACACUCAUUUUGACUAUCGCAAUGAUACGUACAACAAAAUGUGCCAUCUCUUCGUUUCUGGGGAAAACUUUGAUUAUACAAACAAAGUGAAAGCCGCGAUUGAUAAGGUAAUCGACGGAUAUACAAUCAAAUGUAAAGAUGGUGAAAGAGUAGACAAUGCUGAAUUACCCUGUCAUCAGUUGCUUACAAAAACUGGUCGAAAUUUUCUGUACAAUCUGUCACAAAAAUAUGUAAUAUUCCUGAAUACAUCUCCUUAUAAGAUGGAAGUGAAGAUUCAAGGAAGUGUUUUCAAUGUCGAAAGGGCUAAAACAGAAAUCAAGCAUUUCUUACGAGAAUGGUUGGAUGCAGACUUUAGUCACAUUUUGAUUCUACAGCCACCAGAUUAUCAACCAGGAACAUUGAAAACUCUUCUAGCUCAAAAUGGUUAUGAUCUUUAUUCACUGGAGAAGCAGUUCGGUCGUGGCUUACAUUUAGAUGCUAACAUUACUAGGCGCGAACUGUUAUUUAUUGGCAAGGAAGCCCAAUUCCAGGAGCUUUUAAAGAUGCUGCGUUCUAUUUCUGACAGUAUUCAGUCGAGUAAUUCCUCAGAGAGUUCUUUCAAUGAAAUUGGGGCACCGGUCUGUGUUGUUUGCCUUUGUACGGCAGAUUUGGAAAAUUACUGCUUAGAGGCAUGCGGCCAUUAUGCAUGUAAAUCGUGUUUAAAUAUGCAGCUGAAGGCAUCAAUUGAAGCACGUAACUUUCCAAUUGUUUGUGUUGCUUGUGAGAAACCAUUUACGUGGUCAGAUCUGGAAGUUCUUGUGCUUGGAGACUUAGAUCGCAACAAAGAUGAAGAUUCGGAGAAGUUGCAGUCAUUAUCAGAUGCAUCUCUGGCUUGUUUCGUUGAACGUCAUGGAGAUCUGUACAAGCACUGUAUAACUCCUGAUUGUCGAGGAUUACAUUGUGUCACAGCCGAUGCUGGUUUGGGUAAAUGUAGUUUGUGUGGUCGUGUACAGUGUACUAGAUGUGGAAAGGAGGAACAUGAAUCAAUAACAUGUGAGGAAUACGCAAGACUAAGAGUUGAUGCUGAUGAAUCGGUGAGAAAAUGGAUACAAGAGGAUCAAGCUAGGAGGCGAAUAUGUCCAAAUAUAAAUUGUCAAACUGUCAUUGAAAAGUUUGAAGGAUGCAAUCAUAUGCAAUGCUUGCGAUGCAAACAACAUUUUUGUUGGGUUUGCAUGUUUUCUGCUGCAGAAAGCAAUGAAAUUUAUGCUCAUAUGGAUGCGGUGCACGGUGGAUCAGGAGCUGAUAUGCAUGACUUGAUGGAUGAAAUGGGAAAUGAUGCGCUUAUUCGUGAAUUAAAUGAGAGACAGUAUCCGGCGCUAUUGUUAGAUGAAAGGUUCAACUUCGGCGAGGAGGCGGAAUUUUGGGUAAUGCCUGACGAAGAUAAUGAUGAUGAGGCGCAGGCACUGGUCCUGGAUGAUGAUCAAAAUUUCCAUUUUUUUUGA